This is a messenger RNA of Medioppia subpectinata, 1403 nucleotides long. The record is from the annotation of a GenBank genome assembly. NCBI's taxonomy places the organism in Eukaryota, Metazoa, Arthropoda, Arachnida, Sarcoptiformes, Oppiidae.
AGACAAUGAUUAUCACCGGCGAUGACGAUUGUAAGCCCAAUGUCGGCACAGUUAGCCGCGGGUCACCGCCGAUGGAUAGGAAACCCCUGUCCGCAGCCAUCACCGCAACCAUCACUUCGCCGACGAAAGACGGAUCCGCCGCCGGUCUGGCCUUUAGUAUCGAUAAUAUAAUGCAAAGUGUGGCCAAUAAUAGCGACUCGGAUGCCGUCAUCACAUCCACUCAUCAGUCGAACAACAACUCAAUCAACGCUAUGCUCUACGAGCGGGUUAUGCGUAACCUAUUGAGCACAUCCCUGUCCGGCGCUGGUGUGCCGGACAUAGACUCACUGCGGCUGUGCUCAGCACUCAUGGCGCCCGACUAUCACCUGCUGCAAGAUCUGGCAAAUUGCGGUCAACAGCAACAGCACCCGGCGGUCGGCCCUCCGAUUAACUGUCAAUCCCUACCUCCGGGUCCGCAAAUGCUCAACCAUUUCAUCCGGUCGUACGGCGCGGAAGCGCUUAAAGAGCGGUUCGGUUCGCUGUCCGGUGCCGGCGGUGGUCACCACAGGCUGCCGACUAUCAUCGCACCCGACGCUCACCACUUGUUCAAUCAUAUCGCGCGACCCAAACCCAUGGUUCAUAUGACUGCACCGGCGCAGCACAACCUAAACCCAUUACCCGUUGAGCACAAUCACCGACAGUAUCUGCACAAUCAGGCCAUCAGAUCCAUGGCCGCAGCCGCGGCCGCCGGCGACCCGUCUGUCACAGCAUCUGUCAGGACAUCGCCGCCAACGAUAACACCGCCGAUGAAUGCCGGCGCCAAUCAUCACCAGCAGCUACUGGUGCCGCAACCGGCGACACCUCUAACCACCGCUAUUCAUAGACCUAAACGAGUCCACGACAGCGCCGGUGGUGGCAACCGGUGCGCCGCCGCCCCAUCAGCAGUGGCAGCCAACCAUCAGGGUAUUAACAAACAUACCGGGGCUGCGAAUACGGCUACCGCAGCUGCCGUAGCUGGUAAUCCAGCCGGGUCAAAGGCCAAAUGUUUCACGUGCACCGAGUGCGGCAAAUUAACGCAUUCGGGCGAAAAGGCCUAUAAGUGCGAGAUAUGCGGUAAGGCCUUCCAUCAGGUCUAUAAUCUCACCUUUCAUUUGCAUAUCCGAAAACUACACGACGGGGUCGACAAACACAGCAAAGCGGCGGCCAAACAGCGCACAGACAGCCCUUCCGGCGCUCACAAUCCAAGACCAGCGCCGGGCGACGGGACCGGCAAACUGACCCGUUAUCUGUCCGGACAGGUAAGGCCUAAACUAGGCUUUGGUGGCGGAGUUAUGGGCACACCGUUUGCCGGGGGCGGGCAGGAGGUAGUGGUGUCGCCCACCAGUGCCGCCGCCUCUAUGUAUCACUCGAUCGGACAACUCUUA